Messenger RNA from Zingiber officinale, 1621 nucleotides. Its product is annotated as rho guanine nucleotide exchange factor 8-like. The record is from RefSeq and is a predicted model, not a curated record. NCBI's taxonomy places the organism in Eukaryota, Viridiplantae, Streptophyta, Magnoliopsida, Zingiberales, Zingiberaceae. Bases 1 to 1581 code for a protein of 526 amino acids. Gene Ontology annotation, molecular function: guanyl-nucleotide exchange factor activity. The transcript is spliced from 7 exons.
AUGGUGCGGCUCCUCAAGCGAGGGCACGGCCUCGAGAAACCCUACGAUGAGGAGGGCGACGAGGAGGCUGACGCCGCUGUGCGCCAGGUGCAGAGUCAGAUACUGGAGGGUGUGGGGCGGAAUAGUCCAGCGUACGAUGAUGACAACUACGGUGUGCUCUUCCACUGGCAGGGGGAGGCCGGCGCCGACCACCCUCGCAGGGCGCUGCAGAUUGACCGCUCGUCCUGCAUCGGCUCGAGGCCGCGGCUGAGCAAGGAUGGAGGCGCCAGAGAAGCAACUCCUUCUGAGAUGGGGUUGAUGAAAGAUCGAUAUGCAAAGCUGCUUCUUGGAGAGGAUAUGUCAGGUGGUGGCAGAGGAGUUUCAUCUGCUCUUGCUUUGUCCAAUGCCUUCACCAACCUUGCUGCAUCUGUAUUUAGCGAACAAUCACGCUUAGAACCGAUGCCUGCUGAAAGAAAAGAGAGGUGGAGGAGGGAAAUCGACUGGCUUUUAUCUGUGACCGAUCACAUUGUUGAGUUUGUUCCUUCUAGACAGACAUCAAAGGAAGGGGUUACCAUAGAGAUAAUGACGACGCAGCAACGCAGAGAUCUUCAAAUGAACAUCCCCGCGCUUCGCAAGCUAGAUGCAAUGCUCAUAGGCUCCCUUGACGACUUCAUGGACCAGAACAUGUUUUGGUAUGAUUCAAGAGAUGCCGAUGAAUCAGAAAAGGGAAGAGCGCGGAGGAAGGACGACAAAUGGUGGCUUCCUACAGUGAGAGUCCCCCCUAAUGGACUCCCUGAGGAGUCCACUAGAUGGAUUCAGUUCCAGAAAGAUUCAGCUUCACAGGUACACAAGGCAGCCAUGGCGAUCAAUGCUCAAGUUCUCAUGGGAAUGGAAGUCCCUGAAGCCUAUGUCGAAUCUCUUCCCAAGAAUGGGCGGUCAAGCCUAGGAGAUGCUAUCUACAAAUGCAUCACAGAUGAUGUCUUCGACCCCGAAGAAUUCCUCAGAAUGGUGGAUUUGUCAACCGAGCACAAGAUUCUUGAUUUGAAAAACCGAAUCGAGGCUUCGGUUGUGAUCUGGAAGAGGAAAGUGCUAGACAAGGAAGGCAAGCAUCAUUCUUGGAGUUCGGCGGUCAGUUUGGGGAAGAGGGAGCUGUUCGAAGAGAGAGCUGAGAUCAUCUUAAUCCUCAUCAAGCAAAGGUUUCCUGCCAUCUCUCAAUCAGCUCUCGAUAUCAGCAAGAUCCAGUACAACAAAGAUGUAGGACUAGCAAUCCUAGAGAGCUACUCUAGGAUCCUAGAAAGCUUAGCCUUUGUGUUGAUUUCGCGAAUUGACGAUGUCCUAUAUGCGGAUUCUCUCGCGAAAGGUUCAACCACCAAGCGUCCAGAGGGGAGGCAACCGAUGCACGAUACUAGAGAAGAAACAAAAUCACCCUCAUUGAGUCUAUCGGAUUUCAUGAGCUGGGAUCGUGAGACCGGACAUGGCACGGAGAUGAGGAAUGCCGGAGGGGGGAUGGUGAAGAGGCCUACCGAAGUGAAGGAUGGCAAGAAGUUUUGUUACUUGGUGGAGCACGUAGGAGGCACGAAAAGUCCUGCGGCUCGUCAUUGAUAGGCACGAUUGCCUCCCAAUUGUGUUCGAGUGUAGAUAG